AUGUCUCGAAAAGUGAUAAUCAAUAAUACCAAAACCUCAGACAGAAGAUCUGCUUCCGGUUUGAAGGCAACAAGCUACUUGCACACAAACCAAGAAUUGAAACUUGAUGACGAUAGCAGUGUCAGUAAGACUGCCGGAUUACUGAAAGAUUUAAAACAGUCCGCAGGAUCAAAGCCGAACCCUACACAUUUCAAGCUGUUUGUCGGAAACCUUGGACAAGAUGUAGACGAAGAACUUCUUCUUCGAUCCCUGAUCAGAUAUCCUUCGGUUUCCCACGUUCAAGUGCCUAAAGAUCCCAAAAAGGGAGAAAAUAAAGGGUAUGGGUUUGUUUCCUUUGCUGAUUCUGAAGAUUAUCUGAGAUGUUUCAAGGAAAUGAAUGGAAAGUACAUUGGAUCCAAGCCGGUUGAACUGAAGAAGGCAAAAGGCAAAGAAACAUCGACAAAAAAACAUAAAAGAGGCGAUAAAAAAAGACAUUAG
Ogataea philodendri is the source of this 477-nucleotide messenger RNA. RefSeq lists its product as uncharacterized. Gene Ontology annotation, molecular function: mRNA binding. The record is from RefSeq and is a predicted model, not a curated record. NCBI's taxonomy places the organism in Eukaryota, Fungi, Ascomycota, Pichiomycetes, Pichiales, Pichiaceae. The transcript has a single exon. The coding region runs from base 1 to 477 and encodes 158 amino acids.